This is a messenger RNA of Daphnia pulicaria, 3253 nucleotides long. RefSeq names its product protein turtle-like. The record is from RefSeq and is a predicted model, not a curated record. Gene Ontology annotation, cellular component: neuron projection membrane. Lineage: Eukaryota; Metazoa; Arthropoda; Branchiopoda; Diplostraca; Daphniidae. The transcript has 7 exons. Bases 563 to 1618 code for a protein of 351 amino acids. Gene Ontology annotation, biological process: synapse organization.
UUCAGACCAUCGCCCUCGUACUGUGUGUGCUCGUCUGUGUCGUGCAGCGCUCUUAUACUCCAGCACAGUUCUAUAUAGUGCCGUGUAUAAAUACGAAUCUGCUGAUAUAAAACCGCUCUCAAAGUGAUUCGACUCGAAUUUUUUAAUAUUUCAGGUGAAUGUUUUGAAAUCACCGCUUCAAAACCAGUGACUACAGUUCAUUGUCAGUUUAUUUAAUAUAGCUAUAAAAAAAAGACUGAAAUUAUUACUGCGUCGUUCAAACUUGUGGGUGACAACCGAAAAAAUAAAAGAAUAAAACGCGCUUCUCUUGGAUUUUAAUAUGUGAUGGCCGGUGUUUCAUUGGGAAUCAAACACGCAAAACAAAGUUUUUCGUUGAAUGAUGGACAGAAAAAUGUUUUCGGAUUUUAGAUGAAUUCGUCGGAUGGGAGAUGAUUGUGAUUGUUAUUUACAGUAAGCGAAUAACGGUCUGCACCGUUCAGAGAAAUCCGCUUUGCCAGUAGCAGUUCGUCUUGUUUCGUCCAUCUUCAAUUUGUUGAACAGUAACUUUUCGUGAGCAGAGCAAAUGUUGGCCACCCUGAAGCGAUUAGUUUCGGCGCAUCGGUCUCGACUUUCAUCGAAAAUGACUCGACCACUCGGCACCGGCUCAGCUUUCCUUUUACUCUUGUUAUUCCAUUUGAGCAAUCAGCUAUUUACUAACGCCUCUUCACUGCCAUCAGCAGAUUCCAGUCGCAACAACUUGGAACCGCUUUCGCAGCAACAGCAGCCAGCGAACAAAGGUUCGUCACUAACUUCCAGCAACACUAAAAGUAGUGUGACAUCAGCCGAACUCUACGGCGACGGUUUCUCGUCGUCAUCUGCUGGAGCGGGAGCAUCGGGCGCCCUGUCGGCACGCUUCCUCACACCCAACGGCACUCUAAUCACGGCACAGCGCGGCACUCCGGCCAGCCUGCCUUGCGAGGUUGUCAGUCUCGGAGAUGGCGUGGUGACGUGGUUCCGGAGGAAAGACUUCCAUCUGCUGACGGUGGGACACGCCGUGUAUUCGAGCGACGAGCGAUUCCACGUCCAGGGGCCAAUGCGAUCCACCCAGACUCAAGAUUGGGCCCUGCAGAUCCGCUUCGUCCAGGAGCGCGACUCGGGAUUGUACGAAUGUCAACUGUCGACCCAUCCGCCCAGCAGCCUCUUCGUCGAGUUGGUCGUCGUCGAGGCGCACGCUGAAAUCGACGGCGGCCCGGAGAAGUACGUCAAGAGCGGGAGCACGUUGAAGCUGACGUGCCACCUGAGACAGAGCAGCGUGACCCCGGACUUCGUCUUCUGGUACCAGGACGAGCGUAUGAUCAACUACGAGGGAGCGGCCGGCGUCAAAGUCAUCAGCGAUGCCGCAUCCAGCACGCUCAUCAUUGAACGGGCCCAGAGCGUCCACUCGGGCAACUACUCAUGCGUUCCGUACAAUGUCAACCCGUCGUCCGUCAUCGUUCACAUCCUCAAUGGAGAGAAGCCGGCGGCGAUGCAGCACAGCAGUGCGGCACUUCACUGGUAUUCCGUGUCCGUCAUUUUCAUCGUCGAGUGUGUUUUCCUGAAGCUGAACGGCGUCGCCGGAUCCCUGCAGGAGUGGUUGUGACCGUCGAGACCCCAGCACUGCCCACCAACUGCUAUACCAUCGACUCAAAUCCUCCAUGUAGAAGAACGCAAUUGCGUGUGCUCUCUCCGGGUUUUCAACAUUACAUAAUGAAUUGGAUAACAGCGCAGCAAUCGAAACCAAAAUAAGUCUGAAGAAAGGGGAGAGAUGUUAUAAAAGCAAAAUGGCAAUAGAGUUAUUCACAAAUGUAUAUGAAUAUAACAUGUUGGUACUGCAUUACUGCAAGCGGUACGACUGAUGAUGGAGGGGGGAAAAUAUGGUGUCAUAAGAAAAUCACGGCCAUGUGAAGAUGAGAAAGUAGACAAACAUUUUUUCAGACGGAAUAUUAUUGCGAUCCAUUGUUUCAUCUACUCGUAUAAUUGUAUUCAAUCAACAACCACCAACAUACAAUAUAUAUAUAAUAAUCUAUUAUAGGGCUCGGCAUAUCUGUUUUGUUUUUUCUCGAAAUGUUGACGAGGGGCAUAUGUUUCUACUUUUUUUGAUAAAUCACUCAGUUUAUACAUCAUUUCUCUCUCAUCCAUUCACACACACUUUCUCCCUGUUAUUCGUUAAGUAAUACUCUAACGUGCAACUUUUGGGAGCGAUCGCUGGCGCGUUGUGUUUUCUUUCCUUUCGACAGAAAACAGCAGCCAUCCCUCAUCGGUUUGUUCUUGUUGUAUUUCUAUUGUUUUAUAUAUCUCUAAGCGAUUACGUAUUUCAAUUUAAAAAACAACAAAGGCAACAAAAAAAAUAUAUCUAUAUCCGAGAAAAAAACCGACAAUAUGACUCUCCACCAUUCACCCCAGAUAUUUGACCACGUUUCUACUCUCUACAAUAUGCGUUUCCGUUCACUGAUGCAUCAUAAUAAAUAUUAUAUAACUCGGCAUGUUGUCCCCCCCCCCCCCACAUCCCCAUCAUCCCCAUCCUUUCUUCUCCACCUUGGCUUUAAAAAAAAACACAUUGAUGGGAAGAGUUCUCUCUCCCUAUUACAUGAGCAGCAGAUAUGUUAUCUACUGCCGCUCGCAUAACUAUAUGUGAAUCAUACCAAAUGCAUAUUAUAUACAGUAUACUACUAUAUUAUAAAAACCAAAAUCACUUCCGUUAAUAAUAAAAGUGUCGAUUGCGUAAUCUAGCGCAGGUCUAGAAAGAGAGAGAGAGAAAAAAUAAUAAGAAAAGACAAAAUUUGCCAUGGAAACAACAUGUUAGGCGGUGUGAUGUCUUUUUUUAUUAUUGGAAUGUUGCUGCUGGUGACGCGGAAUCUGUAUAACAACAGCAUUACCCACCCCCCUCCCACCCUCCUCCCAAUUCCCCCAUAUUAUUAUUGUCAAACAAUAUACAGCCCAGCCCUCCUCGAAAUGAUGCGUCGGUUCUUGUCGUUAUAUAUAAAUAAUUCCCCGCUCACCUCUGUUGUUCCAUCCACAUUUUACGAUCCUUAUAAUACCCCUUCCCCACUCCACUCUGCCGCAGGCGACGUCCUAAUUCACUUUGCCCCAUCUCCAUAUAUGAAAAAAACCACGCCCCGAUAUAACCAACUCCAACAUGAAAAAUAACCCACACACAUUACAACUUACCCAUUUGAAACAAAACAACAAAAAAACUGAUCAGUUUCUGUAAAUAGACCUUGAUUAUUCAUGUAAA